UUUCCUGAAGAGCGCAGUUUCACAAAAAUCCGAGAGCAGCAGCUUUUACCAGUUAAUUAGAUGUUUUACUGUGCACUAAAGCUAUCGGCUGGCCAUACUCCCCUUUCCCCUCACACUUCAUCAUGUUCAGCUGGGCGCUUCUCCUAUAACAGCCGCACGGAGAGCAAACAUCGCGAGAAGUCCUCUCACUGAUCCUUCCCAGGAUGCCUUGCUUUACAGACUUGGAGGACGAUGAGCUGCGAAAUUUAAAAAGCAGUGAAUUAGAGCAAUUUGCUUUACAUAAAGUAAAGCUGUGUUACAAAAAUAAAGACACUGCAGUGGAAAACUAUGGCAAAAUAUAUUUCUAACCUAUCCAGGAUUGCUGUUGUCAGAGGAAGAGUUUCAGUAAGUACUUUGGUGAAAUAUCCCAGAAUAGUGCUUGGGAUAGAAACAAGCUGUGAUGAUACCGGGGCUGCAGUUGUAGAUGAAAAUGGAACAAUACUUGGGGAAGCCCUUCAUUGUCAAAAGGACAUACAUUUAAAGACUGGAGGUAUUAUUCCUACUGUGGCCCAGCACCUUCACAGAGACAACAUUACAAAAGUUGUGAAUAAAGCCAUCCAUGCCAGCGGGAUUUCUCCUUAUGAACUUUCUGCUAUUGCUACCACUGUCAAACCUGGACUUGGUCUGUGUCUUGGAGUAGGCCUUUCAUAUAGUCUAGAUUUGGUGAAUAAAUAUCAUAAACCAUUUAUUCCCAUACACCACAUGGAAGCCCAUGCACUGACUGUUAGACUUUUACACCCUGUGGAGUUUCCUUUCUUGGUUCUGUUGAUAUCAGGAGGUCACUGUAUCUUAGCCAUAGUCAGUGGAGUAUCAGAGUUUGUGAUGCUUGGCCAUUCUUUGGAUGAAGCCCCAGGAGACACACUGGACAAGGUUGCAAGACGGCUGUCAUUAAUAAACCACCCACAGUGCUCAGGCAUGAGUGGAGGAGAAGCAAUAGAACACUUGGCUUUACAUGGGAACAGAAAGAUUUGCAAACUGAAGAUUCCAAUGUCACACCACCGAGACUGCAAUUUUUCUUUUGCUGGGCUACGUAACCAAGUAAACAAGGUCAUCGAACAAAAGGAAGCAGAAAAAGGUAUAAGUAAGGGACAACUGUUACCUUGUGUAGCAGAUAUUGCUGCUGCUGUCCAGCACACAGUGGCUCUUCAUUUAGCCCAGCGAACACAGCGAGCUAUUUACUACUGCAAAAGAGAAGGACUGAUACCAACUGAGCGGGCAUGCUUGGUUGUAUCUGGUGGAGUUGCUAGCAAUCGUUAUAUAAGAAAAGCUCUGCAAACUGUAACUCAUGAAUCAGAUAUGACUUUGUUGUGUCCCCCACCAAGGCUUUGCACAGACAAUGGAGUUAUGAUUGCAUGGAAUGGGAUUGAGAAAUUACAGAGCGGUGUUGGUGUUCUGCAUAAUGCAGAUGGUGCCUGCUAUGAAUCAAGAGCUUCUCUUGGAAGAGAUAUUUCAGAACUUGUGAGAAAAGCUGCAAUUAAAGUGCAACCUAUAAAGAUACUUUCUUGAGAUUUCCGUCUCUUUCUGGAUGCUAAAUUCUUGUUUUAAUAUGAAUAUACGAUAAUGAAAUAUCACAAAAACAUUUUUACCAUUCCAUAAAUACUGUUCCUGUAACCAUAACACUGUAGACAAAGACUGUGCCAAUUCAGAGCAUUAUUUUAUUAUAAUGAUAAUAUUUACUUUGAUGAAGAUUUCUGAGUGAAUUCCAAUAAAAAUUGCUACUAAACUGCUUGAA
This is a messenger RNA of Xenopus tropicalis (tropical clawed frog), 1771 nucleotides long. It is a transcript of the gene osgepl1, whose product is annotated as O-sialoglycoprotein endopeptidase-like 1. The record is from RefSeq and is a predicted model, not a curated record. Lineage: Eukaryota; Metazoa; Chordata; Amphibia; Anura; Pipidae. Gene Ontology annotation, molecular function: tRNA N(6)-L-threonylcarbamoyladenine synthase activity; acyltransferase activity, transferring groups other than amino-acyl groups. The transcript is spliced from 8 exons. Gene Ontology annotation, cellular component: mitochondrion. The coding region runs from base 328 to 1545 and encodes 405 amino acids. Gene Ontology annotation, biological process: tRNA threonylcarbamoyladenosine modification.